Messenger RNA from Manis pentadactyla (Chinese pangolin), 9618 nucleotides. It is a transcript of the gene ZBTB38, whose product is annotated as zinc finger and BTB domain containing 38. Gene Ontology annotation, biological process: regulation of cytokine production; regulation of immune system process; negative regulation of transcription by RNA polymerase II. The coding region runs from base 3283 to 6867 and encodes 1194 amino acids. Gene Ontology annotation, molecular function: protein binding. The transcript has 3 exons. NCBI's taxonomy places the organism in Eukaryota, Metazoa, Chordata, Mammalia, Pholidota, Manidae. The record is from RefSeq and is a predicted model, not a curated record.
AGAAACAGUUUGUUUGACCUGUAUAGUUUCUCCCAAUCUGAAAUUUGAUGAUUGCACUCUUUGGUGCUAUUUUACAUGUUCUUCUGUCUCAGAGAUGUUCUGUAAAUUGGUAGUUACCCCUACAGACUUGAUCAGAUUUAGAUACCUUUUCUUUUUUAAUGUAGUCUACAUUUCAGAGAUUUUUAUAUAAAAAUUCUGAUUUGGGCUUCAUUGGGAAAUUCUGUAGAUCUGGCUGGCAUUCCCACUUGGCAACAGUUGGUCUGGGGUUGGGCAGUGACCACACCCACUCCCCGUUUAGGUGGGACAGGAAUCCUCCUCUAGGCUCCAGUUCCCACUACUUCCUGCCUGGCUCCCAGGUGCACUGGAAGUUGACACCCCUGUUCUCAACACUGUCCCUUCACCAGCUUUCGUAGACUUCUCGACACUAUCACAAGAGGCCUUUCAGGAAUGUGGUGGAGAUUAGAGAAAAUGAUUUGGACAGGGACUUUCUUAAAAUGUCUGAAGGGGAAGAGAUAAGCAACCAAAUAAGGGGAAGCUAAGUGGUAGAAUUUGGUGAGUGCCUAGGAUGAGGGAAACAGAAGAAAAGUAAGACAACAAAUUAAGAGUGCCACAAAUAUUGGAGGCAGACCAAGUUAUAGACUCCUAACCCAUGCAGGGAAACAAAAAAAACAAGUGUGUUUAAAGCGACAACACAUUAUGUCUUUUUAUAUAUUAUGGCGAUAGUGAAACCUUAAAAAUGAAAGAGAAGGGGGCAAUCAAUGUGGAACUGGCCAACAGUCCUAACUUAGGGCAGGCAGGUGGCUGGGGCGUAACAGAGAUCACAUGGGGAUUAAAGGGAAUGAGGUGGAAAAUGUGAGGAAAGCCUCCUAGAAAAGGACCAGGAGCAUGCUAUGGAGAUGUUGGAGAACUGGUAGAAAUGUAAGAGAGGAGAGAAUCUUGGAAGUCUUAGAAUUUUUUUUUUUCUGAUUUGUAAAUGUGUUGAAAUGAAAAGUAUUAUGAAGAUAGAGAAAAAUAAAUCACAUUUAGUUGUUUCGAAAAGAAUAAACCCUUACAGAAAAUAAAAUUAUGACAAGUUAGGAUGUUCCUGGAAAUUUCCAGAUAGUUCCCCAUACUCAGAAGAAUGAUUAAGAGAGAGAAUCAGUGACUGGUUUUGAGGAAGGGUGGAAAAUUUUGAAGGAUGAGCUGAUUAUGUAAGUUUUAGGCUAUGGUGCUUAAAACUGUUGCCAUGAUAUUUUAGUUAUUAAUAACAAUUUUGGGGAAAUCUACUCAAUUCUGGAGAAACUUUUGCCUCUAAUGAGAAAGAAAUGCCACCGUUUGUGAAUUCCCAAGCAGAUGUAAGGAGCCAUUCACUUGGUAAGCUUCUUAGGAAAGCCAGAGCCGAUUUCACCUUAACAAGCUGUUGACAGCAUCUGAUCAAGGUACCACCUGGAAUAUGUUAGCAGCCCCAAGAAAUGGACUGUGGAGUCAGACCUGUGUUUAAAUCUUCUACGUCACUUACCAUGUGACCCUGGCAGCUUACCCAUGGAAAAUUUCUAGGGUAUAAAGGUUGCUUUAUACACAGUGGCUCUGAUUCUUACCACCUGAAUGGCAGGAACUUCGAACUCUGAAUACUUGACUUCCAGCACUAACAGCCACAACAGCUGACACUCCCAGAGCACAUACUGUGUGCCAGGCACUGUUGUAGAUGCUUCACAUGUAUUAUCCCAUUUAACUAUCAAAAAAACCAAUGAGGUAGGCAUACAUUAUAAUUAGCCCCAUUUUAUAGAUGAGAAAGUUGAGGCUCAGCGAGAUUCAGUAACUUGCCCAAAGUUACACAGUGAGUGCCCUCGUUAGUCACAAAGCUGGGCUUUAAACCCAGGCAGGCAGAAUCCACAGACCAAAAUGCCUUGCUUUACCCCUUCCCACCUUACAAUCCCAGGGAAGCAGAGACAACAAUGCCCUAUAGUGGCACUUCCCAUCCAUGGUUCCUAAUUCGUGUACUUCAGUUUUCAUGGAGGUCUCCAAAUGAUUUUUCUGAGUUCCCAAAAGCUUCAGUGGAAACAUUGCAAUCAGACCACAAGUUUCUUUAGGUUGGAAUCCACAAGUAACAACGGGUUAGCUCAGGUUUUGUAGAAGCUCUGAUUGGCAUUUACAUAAACAAAUACAUUGCAGCAUUGUUUUUUAAGGGGGAAGAUGAAUCAUUAGUUAAGAAAUGCAAUUUAGUGGAAUAGAUGUUUCUAAACGUGUGGUCUACAGUGAGAGAAUAAAGGGUGCCUGGCUUUGAGGAGGUGGGAAAUUACUAGUGUACAUGUGUAUGCAUGUUCCCAAGCUUCCAGCCUUCAAAACCCUGCCUUUAUUUUUAAAUUACAUGAUUCUGUAAUUUGACUUUAAGUCAAUGUAUUUUGCCUUGCUUAUUUAAAAUGUCUUGCUGGCUUUGUAUUUAAUAUUGGAAUCUACUUUAUUCAUUAAAAUGAUCACAUUCCUAAAACAUGGUCAGGAACUAGAAUGCAGAAUUACAAAAUUGUAUUCUAAGCUAAAAUGGGAUGUAAGUCAAGCAAAGAAUAGACUUUUUAUCCUUUUAAGUUGCAACUUGGGACUGAAUCACUUUUUAAAGAAAAUUUUAAAAUACCAAAACACGGGGAACACAGAUGAAUUUUUAAAAACAAACAAAACCUGUAUACUAGUGCACUAAGCUGUUAGCUCCACAAGGGGAGUUUGUGGCAGGCCUCAGUAAAUAUUUUUUCAAUGAGCAGUGCCUGAAUCUUGGAAGAAAGAUCCUAGCAGACAGUCAGUGCCCUUUAUGUAGAAGGACUGGGUCUUUUGGUGAAAACACCUUGGGAAAAUCAAUCUAGGCCUCUUCUGACAGCCAUGGGAAAGCACAGGUGACACCUAUGCCUGAGAAUUUGUUUAAAUUAAAACUGCGCUCGACUUUCUCAGUUUCCCGCCGCUCUCAGACGUGCAGGGUUUGGAUGCUGUCUGGGAUCUGGAUCCGGAACCCAGAGACCCUUCUGCGGACCCAGGCGUUGCUCUGGUAGUGACUAGGCUGUGUGGCCGUGGGACCUCUCACUGGGUCGUCCUUCUGGCAGGUUCUGAAUCGCGUUCUCCCCUUAGAAGGCGAAGCCGGAGGCAGCUGCCCCCUUGGUGGCGCCUGGGGCCUCGCGGGGCCGUCGUGGGUACCGCGCCCCCCAUCGCACCCAGAUUUUGAUGUGGAAGAGAUGGAAGACUCAGAACCAAGGAUUUCCAAGUGAUUUCUUCCAAAACACGAGAAACUAACUCUGUUAAGACUGGUCUGUUCUGACUGAGAUGACAGUCAUGUCCCUUUCCAGGGACCUCAAGGACGACUUUCACAGUGACACAGUGCUGUCCAUGUUAAAUGAGCAGCGCAUUCGAGGCAUUUUAUGCGAUGUCACGAUCAUCGUGGAAGACACCAAAUUUAAAGCCCACAGCAAUGUCCUGGCUGCUUCAAGCCUUUAUUUCAAAAAUAUCUUUUGGAGCCAUACAAUCUGUAUUUCCAGCCACGUCCUGGAGCUGGAUGAUCUCAAAGCUGAAGUGUUUACAGAAAUCCUUAAUUAUAUCUACAGCUCCACGGUUGUCGUCAAGAGACAGGAAACAGUCACUGAUCUUGCAGCUGCAGGGAAGAAGCUGGGGAUAUCCUUCUUGGAAGAGCUUACUGAUCGCAGCUUCACAAAUUCUCCAGGUCCCUAUGUAUUCUGCAUUACGGAGAAGGGAGUGGUUAAGGAAGAAAAAAAUGAAAAAAGGCAUGAAGAACCAGCUAUCACGAAUGGGCCAAGGAUCACAAAUGCGUUUUCCAUCAUUGAAACAGAAAAUAAUAAUAACAUGUUUUCUCCACUGGACUUGAGGGCAAGUUUCAAAAAGGUCUCCGACUCCAUGAGAACCACUACUAGCCUUUGCCUGGAGAGGACCGAUGUCUGUCACGAGGCAGAGCCUGUCCGCACCCUGGCGGAACACUCGUAUGCCGUUUCUUCCAUGGCUGAGGCGUACAGGAGUCAGCCUGCACGUGAACACGAUAGCAGUUUACCUGGGAAAACAGGUAAAGAAAAUGGUGAAGCUCUUGUGGCAAAACCGAAAACAUGCCGAAAGCCAAAGACACUCUCUGUACCCCAGGAUUCUGAUUCACCUACAGAAGAUACAGCACCCCCUCCGGUAACCAACUUGGAGGUGAAUCAAGAAAGUCCACAGCCAGCUGCAGGUCUUUCUCAUUCAAAAUCUCCCGACAAUGAAGCAGACGUCCCCCUUCCGAGGGAAGAGGAAAACAAAUCCUCCGACAUUCCGGCGCCGCCCCCAGCAGAAGUACCCCCUCUCGUUUACAACUGUAGCUGUUGUUCCAAAUCUUUUGACAGCAGCACUUUGCUCAGUGCCCACAUGCAGCUCCACAAGCCCACCCAGGAGCCUUUAGUGUGCAAGUACUGCAACAAACAGUUCAGCACGCUGAACAGACUGGACCGGCACGAACACAUCUGUAUGCGGUCAAGCCACGUGCCCGUUCCCGGAGGAAACGAGCGCUUUUUAGAAAACUAUCCUACCAUUGGACAAAAUGGAAAUUCAUUCACAGGUCCAGAACCUUUAUUACCAGAAAACAGGAUUGGCGAGUUUUCCAGUGCCGGAAGUUCCUUGCCAGAAGCGGACCACAUGGUUAAAUUUGUUAAUGGACAAAUGCUCUACAGUUGUAUGGUAUGCAAACGCAGUUACGUGACUUUAUCCAGCCUCCGACGACAUGCAAAUGUUCACUCAUGGAGGAGAACAUAUCCUUGCCAUUACUGCAACAAAGUAUUUGCAUUGGCUGAGUACAGGACAAGACAUGAAAUUUGGCAUACGGGAGAAAGGCGGUACCAGUGCAUUUUCUGCCUUGAAACUUUCAUGACCUACUAUAUACUCAAAAACCACCAGAAGUCUUUCCAUGCCAUUGACCACAGACUUUCCAUCAGUAAAAAAACAGCAAAUGGAGGCUUGAAGCCUAGUGUUUAUCCAUAUAAACUUUAUCGGCUAUUGCCUAUGAAAUGCAAGAGGGCUCCUUAUAAGAGCUACCGCAAUUCUUCCUAUGAAAAUGCUCAAGAAAAUAGUCAGAUAAAUGAGCCUGUGCCUGGUCCCUAUGUUAUUCAGAAUCCACACAGCUCUGAAUUACCUACACUGAAUUUCCAAGACAGUGUAAACACCUUGACCAGCAGCCCAGCCACCCCAUUGGAAACAUCCACAUGCCAGGAUGUAUCCACUUCCGCCAGUGUACCAAAUGCAGAGGGUACCAAAUGGGGAGAGGAGACGCUGAAAGUCGACCUUGACAAUAACUUUUAUUCAACUGAAGUGUCAGUUUCUUCCACUGAAAACACCCCUGGUUCCGCCCUCCCGGUGGGAGAUGUGCCCGGUUUGCCCUUGAGUAAUGGCAGUGAGAACUCAGCCUCCGUGAUCAGCUACAGCGGCUCAGCGCCUUCGGUCAUUGUGCAUAGUAGCCAGUUUUCGUCAGUGAUCAUGCACAGUAACACUGUUGCUGCCAUGACGAGCAACAGGAAGGCCCCUUCAGACCCGACUGUCGGUCAGUCCCGGAGAGAUGACAGCAAACCUGAGCCAGAGAAAGUGGGUAGAGUGGUCAGCAGACCCAAAAGCAUUAAGGAGAAAAAGAAACCUAUACCAGGUAACAGGGGAGAAACACCAGAGGAAUCGAAAUACGACACUGAUCCGGGAGGGUCGUUGAGCAAAACCACAAAUAUCACUAAAGAAACCGGUAAAACUGAAACGUACAUCGCAAAGCCGGCUCUGCCUGGGACCUCCACCAGUAGCAACGUGGCACCCCUUUGCCAAAUAACAGUGAAGAUUGGAAAUGAAGCCAUUGUGAAGAGGCAUAUUCUGGGCUCUAAAUUAUUCUGUAAAAGGGGGAGACGGUCCAGUUAUCAAGUGCAGGAGGAGACUUUGCCACAGGAGAAUGAUGCAGAUGCCAACAGAGACAGCCCACUUGGGCUUUGUCAGACCGAAUGUGUGGACCUGAGCGAAAUGUUUGAUGAUGCAAGUGACCAGGACUCCACGGACCAACCUUGGCGCCCUUAUUACAACUACAAGCCCAAGAAGAAAUCCAGGCAGUUGAGAAAAAUGAGGAAAGUCAACUGGAGGAAAGAGGAUGAAAACAGAAGCCCAAGCAGUAAGUGUAAAUACCCGGCAGAACUGGACUGUGCGGUGGGGAAGGCUCCUCAGGAGAAGGCCUUCGAGGAGGAAGAAAAUAAAGAGAUGCCCAAGUUGCAGUGUGAGCUCUGCGAUGGUGACAAGGCCUCGGGGGCUGGAAGUCAAGGAAGGCCCCACCGGCAUCUCACUGCCAGGCCUUAUGCCUGCGAGCUGUGCGCCAAGCAAUUCCAGAGCCCUUCCACACUCAAGAUGCACAUGAGGUGCCACACGGGCGAGAAGCCAUACCAGUGCAAGACCUGCGGGCGGUGCUUUUCCGUGCAAGGAAACUUACAGAAACACGAACGCAUCCACCUGGGCGUGAAGGAGUUCGUCUGCCAGUAUUGCAACAAGGCCUUCACAUUGAACGAGACCUUGAAAAUCCAUGAAAGAAUCCACACUGGCGAGAAGCGUUAUCACUGUCAGUUCUGCUUUCAGAGUUUUUUGUAUCUCUCCACAAAAAGGAAUCAUGAGCAGAGGCACAUGCGGGAACAUAAUGGAAAGGGCUAUCCCUGCUUCCAGUGCCCCAAAAUUUGCAAAACAGCGGCUGCCCUUGGAAUGCACCAGAAGAAACACUUAUUCAAAAGCCCAAGUCAGCGGGAGAAGAAUGAAGGUGACAUGUGCCAUGAAGACUCAGAUUUCCUGGAGAACCCACAUGCCAUCGAUUCAGACGGCAGUGACCAAAAAGAUAAUGUACAAACUGUUGCUGAAAAAGUCCUUUAAGUGGCAAUACUUAGAAAGAUCUUCAAAAUAUAAGUUGGUGGGUUGUUGGUUUGUUUUUUUGUUUUGUUAGGUUGGCUUUGUUUGGGGUUGUUUUUUCUUUUUUGUUUUUUUAAUUUUGUUCAUACAACAGUCAUGAAGGAGUGAAACGUAAAAAAGAAAAUCUCAUUUCUGAAAAUUCCAGAAAAAGGAUCCUAAUAGCAACUUAGGGUUUUAGCAUUAACUUCAUGCAAAAGUGCACAAAAAUGAAAUAGCUGAAUCUUCCAAUAUCCCAAGUAUCUUGUGAAAGUUUAUGAAGUUCUUAGCUGUGGUAUUCCUGCCAGUAAAAUAAAAGAGCUUAACUUUAGCCUAAUUUAAAACUCUCUAGUAAGUGCUAAUAGGAACUGGCUGCUGAACUGUCUUUAGUCACUGGAGAAAAUAAGGGUCAAAUACCAUGAAAAGGACACAUUCAUAAAACUGUUAAAAGGUAAAUGAGCUAUGACAGUCAUUAUUCCCAUCCAGCUUCUGCACUAUUAAAAAUUGUUUAAAUUAAUGGAUACAUAUGAAAUACUUAAUAUUAUAGUUGAAAAUAUGUGUGAAAUGAGUAACCUAAGUAGGACAUUCAUACAUUAUCUAGAACUACUUUUCUAGAACACAAAACUUGUAAAAUACAUAUAUAAAUCACUAUGACAUUUUUAACUGUCCAUGUCCCCUGUAGAGAAUUAUAAUGAUGAGCAAUAGAUCUGCAAAUAACAAGGACUAAUGGAAAAAUCCAUAGAAAGCAUUUUGAAUAUGAUUUAAGAGCAUAUGUAUGCUUUUAGAUGGAAUGCUUCUCUUGAAGUUACAGCUGAGCUAUUGUUACAACUUGUCUAGUCAAGUCACAGAAAACAUAGGUCAUGCCUUAUCUGUGGGGGAGAGCCUUCCCAGAAUGUACCUGUGGUUACCUGUGCUGCGUAUUACUUUGCAAUGGCCUCACAUCAGAAAAUGAAGAUCAGAUUCUUCUGCAACUCCCUGCAGUCUUCCAUCCAUCACAAGGCCAUGGAUGUGGAAGUUUAUGCCAGACAGACUUAACCAGCCUCAAGGGUUCAAGUAAAACCUGACACCUCCCAUUCCACUUGAGGCGUGUCUGGGAAAUUUAGCAGGAGGCACACACACAGUGGUGCAUUUCCAGGCACUUGAAAGUAGCAGAUAGCCUAAUCCCUACAAUUAUUAGCCUUUGUGGAGGCUGCGCAGCCCACAAACAUACACUAGUAUAAAACAGGAGGACAAGAGAAACAUACUCCCUGCCCCACCCAUUAAUGACUUGAGUGGGCAAGAACCUCCUUGCCCCAAACAGUAGCUUUGUCUUGGUGGGUGUGGGGAGGUAGAAUAUGGAGUGAUAAGAUUCUAUCUCCUACUUAUAUGAUUCAAAUAUACCCACAAAGCCAGAUUCCUUGUCUUCAUCUUUGUAGACAUCCAGCUCCCUUGCUAAAAACUCAACAAGUUUUUUAAUGUUCUUUCAUGCUGACCCACACCAUUAACAACAUUGCCCUCAAAGUCUGAUUGCCCUAUAGGAUGUUCCAUCAUGUGGACUGGGUUCUUGGGAAGCUGGAACUCAUCAUUCUUACUUUUUAAACUGCCAGAAUAGUAGAGAGAGAGAAAACAUUCCUACCCUUUGAUCACCAGUAUGAGCAGGAUCCGGGACCUGCAGCCAUUCAUGUUCAUGGGAUUUGAUAGACGGAAACCCAAGGUUAUCCAAGGUCGCAAGGUCACCAUUAUGAAGAAAUAACUCAAGGACUCCAGUUUCUCUCUCCACGUGUUGUGAUGUCUCCACAAAGACUUAACAUUGAUUUGGGUGGGCAUGAAAGCAUUUAACACCCAGAAAAGGACAUGAUCAAAGCUGACCUUUUUAUACUGUAGUACUUGGCUGUUAAGUAACCCCAAUAUUGUAUCUGCACUUAUCUUUUCUUCUUUUGCUUACAUACAGUAUUAUGUACUAGAGGAAACUGGGAAAACACAAGCGGAUUCAACUUUAUUUUAAUCAUUGUAUAUAUGUGCAUCUGCACUAUUCAUUUGAGUUUUGUGAAAGAGAUAGUCACAAAGGGCUUAUGAAAAUCAUUUUCGAAUUGAUAAUAAGAAUAUUGAAUAAGCAAUCCUGUGAUCUACUAAUUUGUUUAAUCUCAAUUAGGAUUAUGAAUCAAAGAGAAUUACUGUGCAUUUUACUCAUUUUGAUUUGAGGUAACUCCAAAUAUAAAAUUAUUACAUGUAGUGAUGUCUCCCAGCCCUUAUGUGUGGAAAUUUUUUAAGUGGACUUGUAUGCUGAUAAUUCUAGACCAAAGUAAAUAUGGCAGAAUAUUUAUACAUGAAAAAAUAAUUUUGCAAAUAUUUUCUAUAAUUGUAUUAUUCGUUUAAAAUGUUGAUAGCUUGUGUUAGUUUCAGGGAGGGGUGUAUAUUUUGAUAAAAAAAUACUUGACUUUGUAAUUCUGUAUAUUCUAUACAAUUUAUAGCAGAGCCGUUUUAAGACAGCCUUGUCACAUUUUUUGUUAAUUGUGAAAACUUUAUGAGUGAUGUUUAAGUAUGCAUUGAGUACAUAACGACCAACUAGAAUUAAAGUAAGUGUAAACAGUGAACAUACUGUAUGCUGUACAAGAUAUAUUGUAAUUGCUGUUUUAGCAUCUGUAUUUUGGUUAGAAGAUAUUAUAAAAUGCAGAUGUUAAGGGUUGGAAAAAUCUAAUUUUAUUUUUAGAAAUAAUGAAUAUAAAUUUGGUUUUGCUUGAUUAAAAUAGCUUAUUCCUA